AUGUCGCUCGCCGCACCGGCGUACCUGAACUCCCUGCAGAGCAACAUCCGUGCCAGACCUAUACCCUGGGAUGGAGCUGUUCGCGCAGGUAAUUUGACAGAAGAGCAGCUGAAAAAGAUCAAAUCUGUCGACAAGGUUCGGAAAGAGCAGCGCAAGCAGACUAUCGAGAAGGAUGUCAAGAACUACAGCAAUCUGUUGGUUGGCUCAGGCGAUAGCGGCAGUGUCUUCAACAAAGCCUCCAAACGGACCGAUAUCUUGCAGUACAUCUUGGUCCUGGCUAACGAUCUGAUCAGCGAUGCGCCGGAGCUAGCAGGGUCGAUUCUCGAGCACUCGAAUCCCUAUCAGCACUUCAUAUCGUUCCUGAGCCAGUCAAACAACCCCGAAGACCCUAUACCUCUGCUAUCGGCCACCUUCCUAGUCAAUCUCGUCGCAUACUCCAUUACAGCCAACUCGAAACCGCAGAAGCGAGACGAUGAAGCACUAUCCAAGCUCUUCUCAUACCUAUCUACACUGGCGAAGAAUCAAGACAGCGGCCUGCAGGAUAUUGCCGUGCAGCAUUACUCUAGCUUGUUGAGAACAUCUCAAUCAAAGAAAAUAUUCUGGAAGCAGAAGCAAGACACCGUGGGACCCUUGUUCGACAUUCUGCGGAAAGCUGCUGGCGCUGCAAGAGAUAGUGACUCUACACUGAGAGGGAGUGGCGGUGCAUCGAGCAUCAGGAGCACCGAUACCCGCUUCGCUGGCGGUGUUGGUCUGCAACUCGUGUAUAAUAUUCUGCUUGUGAUCUGGCAGCUGAGCUUCGAGGCGGGUUUCGUUGGCGAAGAUAUGGAGAAGGACGAAGAGGUCAUUCCACUAUACACACAGCUCCUGCGAGUCUCUGCGAAAGAGAAAACUACACGGUUACUGCUCUCGACCCUGCACAAUCUACUGGAUGCGAACAAAGAAGCACUGAUCCCCGCGGCAACGACUGCUCGAUUGCCAGCUCUACUGACGAAUCUCAAUGGCCGACAUCUGUCCGAUCCUGAUCUGCUAGAGGAUCUCGAGGCGCUGACGAAUCUCCUGGACGACUACACCAAGAACCAGACGACCUUCGACGAAUAUGCGGACGAGGUCAAUUCAGGUCAUCUCCGAUGGUCACCUCCACACAAGAACCCACAGUUCUGGCGGGAGAACUCGCGCAAAAUUCUAGAGGACAAUAAAGGUGCGCUGCCGAAGAAGUUGGCAGAGAUCUUGGGCAAGAGCUGGGACAAUGACAAGAAGGUGCUGGCAAUUGGAUGUAACGAUCUCGGCAAUCUGGUGAGGGAAGCGCCAGAGCAUCGAACCACGUUAGAGAAGCUGGGUCUGAAAGGAAGAGUAAUGGAGUUGAUGAAUGAUUCGGAUGAGAGCGUGCGGUGGGAGAGUCUCAAAGCAGUAGGAGGAUGGAUGCGCUACUCUAUGGAGAACUGA
Molecule: messenger RNA, 1443 nt
Organism: Cyphellophora attinorum
Lineage: Eukaryota; Fungi; Ascomycota; Eurotiomycetes; Chaetothyriales; Cyphellophoraceae
Product: V-type proton ATPase subunit H
Exons: 4
Coding region: 1-1443 (480 amino acids)
Biological process (GO): proton transmembrane transport
Cellular component (GO): fungal-type vacuole membrane; vacuolar proton-transporting V-type ATPase, V1 domain
Molecular function (GO): proton-transporting ATPase activity, rotational mechanism
Source: RefSeq, a predicted model, not a curated record